GCCGUGGGCAUCGGUUGCUUCGUUUGCAGUUCGUUCGAUGGAAACAACAGGGCCUGUGAAGACCCAUUCAACAGCACGCUGGAGGCCUCUUCCAAAUUCCUAUUACCGAAGGGCGUAUUCAAACAAGCGACAAUCUUUGAUGGUAGUCUUGUACAGGGUGUACUCACAAAAAGAACUCAGAUUUACCGCUACAAAACUCACAGCAAGCCUUCUCUAACGAAUUUGCAGCAACGUGAAGCGGCCUCGAUCACAAACUACCACCAUCCAUGCUGGGCCUUCAAAAAAGGUCGUCAAGGUCUCUUUCCAGCUGAUCACUGUAUCAAAAUUAUUGGACACCGAGCUGAAAACACUACGAAGACGAUGAUAAUCCGAACGUGCGCUCUCGAUUCCGGGACGCUCACAGCUGACACAGAAAUCGUUCGGAUCAGCCAUUGUGGUCAUUUCAAAUUCGAGGGCUACCACUACACCGGUUGCGUGCAGGCGUGCGAUUCGGACGGCUGCAACUCGUCUCACGUGCGCUUCAGUACCGCCUGUCUGAGCACUGCCGUCGUUGCGUGGCUGAUAACGAAUCUGCUACGACCG
Messenger RNA from Ostertagia ostertagi, 582 nucleotides. NCBI's taxonomy places the organism in Eukaryota, Metazoa, Nematoda, Chromadorea, Rhabditida, Trichostrongylidae. The record is from the annotation of a GenBank genome assembly.